Molecule: messenger RNA, 1772 nt
Organism: Zingiber officinale
Lineage: Eukaryota; Viridiplantae; Streptophyta; Magnoliopsida; Zingiberales; Zingiberaceae
Product: pentatricopeptide repeat-containing protein At2g15690, mitochondrial-like
Exons: 1
Coding region: 6-1502 (498 amino acids)
Biological process (GO): RNA modification
Molecular function (GO): RNA binding; zinc ion binding; protein binding
Source: RefSeq, a predicted model, not a curated record
GUCUAAUGGCCACUUCGUUCAUGGCGGUCCAUCGUGCUGGUAACACCAUGCUCGCCACCACUCUCUUCAAGGGGCGUCUCCCGAUCUUCCGCUCAUCCGUCCUUGCGAACGCAAAGGUCUUGCCUUUCCUCUCCCCCAACCUCUCUUCCCGAUGCCUCAGUACGUACGCCGCCGCCGCCCCCGAUAACUUUCAGAGACACCCAUCCGCGCCGCCGCCGCCGCCGCCCCAUUCUUACGGCCCUCGUACCUUUCCACAGGACCACAGAAAUCCUAAUCACUGGUCGCCGCAAAAUCAGCACCAACGCCCGCCACCGCAAAAUCAGCACCAACGCCCGCCACCGCCUUACGACCACCGUCCUCCUUCCCCGAUAGGUGACAACCCGCCGGCUCCUCCUCCCGGCCCUGUUGACCUUCUCGCCCUUGCCCGAGAGGGUAAGCUCAAGGAAGUUGUUGGUUUGUUGGGCCAGGGCAUCUGUCCGGACCCUCCUACCUUCUUCGACCUUGUCGCUGCCUGCUCUGACCCGAAGCAUCUCGAAGAAUUGAAAAGGAUUCAUGAGUCCUUUUUCCGAUCGCCCUUCCGUGCCGACCUCCAGAUCAAUAACAAGCUGCUGGAGAUGUUCUCAAAGUGUGGCAGCAUGGUCGAUGCUCGUCGAGUGUUUGAUAGAAUGCCUGAUAGAACUAUGGAUUCCUGGCAUCUGAUGAUUGAUGGAUAUGCUGCAAAUAACAUGGGUGAUGAUGGAUUGCAGAUGUAUGAGCAACUGAGGAAGAUUGGAGUGAUGCCCAAUGGAAGGACCUUUCUUUCUGUUUUGUCCGCUUGUGCAAGCGCAGAGGCAAUCGAAGAGGGAUUCAUUCAUUUCGAGUCCAUGAGCAAGGAGUACGGGAUACCUCCACAGAUUGAGCAUUACAUUGGUUUAAUUGAAGUCCUUGGGAAAUCAGGUCACCUUAAUGAGGCACUAGAUUUCAUCAAGAAGUUGCCAUUCGAACCACCAGUUGCUGUGUGGGAAGUGAUGAUGAAUUUGGCUCGGGCUCAGGGUGAUAUAGAUCUUGAGGAUCGAGCUGGGGAGCUCAUGGUUUCCAUGGAUCCUACCAAGACUGUUGCCUCCAAGAUUCCAACACCUCCAGCCAAGAGACGAUCUGGCUUGAACAUGCUGGAAGGAAGGAACAUGCUUGCAGAAUACCGGUUGCCCCCAAAGAUUGAAAAGAAGGUGGUCAAAGAACAGGUUUAUGUGCCUGAUACUCGAUAUGUGCUCCAUGAUAUUGAUCAGGAAGCCAAGGAACAGGCAUUGCUCUACCACAGUGAGAGGUUGGCAAUUGCUUAUGGACUGAUAAGUACUCCUGCAAGGACCCCAUUACGAAUCAUCAAGAAUCUCAGAAUAUGUGGUGACUGUCAUAACGCAAUCAAGAUCAUGUCAAGGAUUGUUGGAAGAGAGCUCAUUGUUAGGGAUAAUAAACGAUUUCACCAUUUCAAGGAUGGCAAGUGCUCUUGUGGUGACUACUGGUGAAGUUUCUUAGUCCACGUACCGCCAAACCUUUUCUUCAUUGAAUUUGCAUAUUUUCUGCACAUGGACCCUCUAAGUCAUGAUGGUAAACAUUUGGGCUAGGCGCAUUUGUAUGCUUUUCAUCAAUGUCGUGGACUCACUGGUUCUUAAAUCUUAAGGCUAUUUUUGUAAGUUCAAAUACUUGCACAAGUCUACUAAAUUAUUUAUCUGUCUCUGAGUGUCUUGAACAGUAGCAUGUGGAUUGUAGUUUUCAAUUGAUAAACUGAUUCUGAA